Pipistrellus nathusii (Nathusius's pipistrelle) is the source of this 3165-nucleotide messenger RNA. Lineage: Eukaryota; Metazoa; Chordata; Mammalia; Chiroptera; Vespertilionidae. The record is from the annotation of a GenBank genome assembly.
AUGACCAUGAAGCUUGUCAACAUCUGGCUGCUUCUACUAGUGGUUUUGCUCUGUGGGAAGAAACAUCUGGGUGACAGACUGGAAAAGAGAUCUUUUGAAAAGGCCCCAUGUCCUGGCUGUUCCCACCUGACAUUGAAGGUGGAAUUCUCUUCAACAGUUGUGGAAUCUGAAUAUAUUGUGGCUUUCAAUGGAUACUUUACAGCCAAAGCUAGAAAUUCAUUUAUUUCAAGUGCCCUGAAGAGCAGUGAAAUAAACAAUUGGAGAAUUAUUCCUCGAAAUAAUCCAUCCAGUGACUACCCUAGUGAUUUUGAGGUGAUUCAGAUAAAAGAAAAACAGAGAGCGGGGCUGUUAACACUUGAAGAUCAUCCAAACAUCAAACGGGUAACACCCCAACGGAAAGUCUUUCGUUCCCUCAAGUACACAGAGCCUGACCCCACAGUGCCCUGUAAUGAAACCCGAUGGAGCCAGAAGUGGCAGUCGUCCCGUCCCCUGCGAAGAGCCAGUCUCUCCCUGGGCUCUGGGUUCUGGCAUGCUACUGGAAGACAUUCGAGCCGGCGAUUGCUAAGAGCCAUCCCACGCCAGGUUGCUCAAACGCUGCAGGCAGACGUGCUUUGGCAGAUGGGAUAUACAGGUGCUAACGUAAGGGUUGCUGUUUUUGACACUGGCCUAAGUGAGAAGCAUCCCCACUUCAAAAAUGUGAAGGAGAGAACCAACUGGACCAACGAGCGAACGCUGGACGAUGGGCUGGGCCACGGCACUUUUGUGGCAGGUGUGAUAGCCAGCAUGAGGGAAUGCCAGGGAUUUGCUCCAGAUGCUGAACUUCAUAUUUUCCGGGUCUUUACCAACAACCAGGUGUCCUACACAUCCUGGUUCCUGGAUGCCUUCAACUACGCCAUCUUAAAGAAGAUCGACGUGCUCAACCUCAGCAUUGGCGGCCCUGACUUCAUGGACCACCCCUUUGUUGAUAAGGUGUGGGAAUUAACAGCUAACAACGUAAUCAUGGUUUCUGCUAUCGGCAAUGAUGGGCCUCUUUAUGGCACUCUGAAUAACCCUGCUGAUCAAAUGGAUGUGAUUGGAGUAGGUGGCAUUGACUUUGAGGAUAACAUCGCCCGCUUCUCUUCAAGGGGAAUGACUACCUGGGAGCUACCAGGAGGCUAUGGCCGUGUGAAACCCGAUAUUGUCACCUAUGGUGCUGGAGUGAGGGGCUCCGGUAUGAAAGGGGGCUGCCGGGCCCUUUCCGGGACUAGCGUGGCUUCUCCAGUGGUCGCCGGCGCUGUCACCUUGCUAGUAAGCACAGUCCAGAAACGUGAACUGGUGAAUCCAGCCAGUAUGAAGCAGGCCCUGAUUGCAUCAGCCCGGAGACUUCCUGGGGUCAAUAUGUUUGAGCAAGGCCAUGGCAAGCUGGAUCUCCUCAGAGCCUAUCAAAUCCUCAACAGUUACAAACCACAGGCAAGUUUGAGCCCCAGCUACAUAGAUCUGACUGAGUGUCCCUACAUGUGGCCCUACUGCUCCCAGCCCAUCUACUAUGGAGGAAUGCCGACCAUCGUCAAUGUCACCAUCCUCAACGGCAUGGGUGUCACAGGAAGAAUUGUAGAUAAGCCUGACUGGCAGCCCUAUUUGCCACAGAAUGGAGACAACAUCGAAGUAGCUUUCUCUUACUCCUCGGUGUUAUGGCCUUGGUCAGGCUACCUGGCCAUUUCCAUUUCUGUCACCAAGAAAGCGGCUUCCUGGGAAGGCAUUGCGCAGGGGCACGUCAUGAUUACGGUGGCUUCCCCAGCAGAAGUAGAAUCAAAAAAUGGUGCAGAACAGACUUCAACAGUGAAGCUCCCAAUUAAGGUGAAGAUAAUUCCUGCUCCUCCUCGAAGCAAGAGAGUUCUCUGGGACCAGUACCACAACCUCCGCUAUCCGCCCGGCUACUUCCCCAGGGACAAUCUGAGAAUGAAGAAUGACCCUUUGGACUGGAAUGGCGACCACAUCCACACCAAUUUCAGGGACAUGUACCAACACUUGAGAAGCAUGGGCUACUUUGUCGAAGUCCUCGGCUCCCCCUUCACGUGCUUUGACGCUAACCAAUAUGGAACUUUGCUCAUGGUGGACAGUGAAGAGGAGUACUUCCCCGAGGAGGUUGCCAAGCUGCGGCGGGACGUAGACAACGGCCUUUCCAUCAUUGUCUUCAGUGAUUGGUACAACACGUCUGUUAUGAGAAAAGUCAAGUUUUACGAUGAAAACACGAGGCAGUGGUGGAUGCCGGACACCGGGGGAGCCAAUAUCCCAGCGCUGAAUGAACUCCUGUCUGUCUGGAACAUGGGGUUCAGCGAUGGCCUGUACGAAGGGGAUUUUACCCUGGCGAGCCAUGACAUGUAUUAUGCAUCAGGGUGCAGCAUUGCUAAAUUUCCAGAAGAUGGCAUAGUGAUAACACACACUUUUAAAGACCAAGGAUUGGAGGUUUUAAAGCAGGAAACAGCAGUUGUUGAAAAUGUCCCCAUUUUGGGGCUUUAUCAGAUUCCAGUUGAGGGUGGAGGCCGGAUUGUCUUGUAUGGAGACUCCAAUUGCUUAGAUGACAGUCACCGACAAAAGGACUGCUUUUGGCUCCUGGAUGCGCUCCUUCAGUACACGUCGUAUGGGGUGACACCUCCCAGCCUCAGUCAUUCUGGGAACCGGCAGCGCCCUCCCAGCGGGGCGGGCUCCGCCCCUCCAGAGAGGAUGGAAGGAAACCACCUGCACCGGUAUUCCAAGGUCCUGGAGGCCCGUUUGGGAGGCCCGGAGCCUCGGGCUCUGCCUGCCUGCCCACACCUGUCAUGGGCCAAGCCACAGCCUUUAAAUGAGACAGCUCCCAGUAAUCUUUGGAAACAUCAGAAGCUACUCUCCAUCGACCUGGACAAAGUGGUGUUACCCAACUUUCGAUCGAAUCGCCCUCAAGUGAGGCCCUUGUCUCCCGGAGAAAGUGGUGCCUGGGACAUUCCUGGAGGGAUCAUGCCUGGCCGCUACAACCAGGAGGUGGGCCAGACCAUUCCCGUCUUCGCCUUCCUGGGAGCCAUGGUGGUCCUGGCCUUCUUUGUGGUACAAAUCAACAAGGCCAAAAGCAGGCCGAAGCGGAGGAAACCCAGGGUGAAGCGCCCACAGCUCAUGCAGCAGGUUCACCCACCAAAGACCCCUUCUGUGUGA